Exophiala bonariae is the source of this 1350-nucleotide messenger RNA. RefSeq lists its product as uncharacterized. Gene Ontology annotation, biological process: biosynthetic process. The transcript has a single exon. The coding region runs from base 1 to 1350 and encodes 449 amino acids. The record is from RefSeq and is a predicted model, not a curated record. Gene Ontology annotation, molecular function: L-2-aminoadipate:2-oxoglutarate transaminase activity; pyridoxal phosphate binding. NCBI's taxonomy places the organism in Eukaryota, Fungi, Ascomycota, Eurotiomycetes, Chaetothyriales, Herpotrichiellaceae.
AUGGCCGAGGACCGGGCUGAGACAAACACCCAUAAGGCAGUAAAACCUGGAUCCAUUGACCUCUUCAAAGGAUGGCCCAAUCCUUCGCUCUUGCCUCCACGACAACUCGACCAAGCCUCUUCCAACAUUCUCAACGAUGAGGACAAGAGGGAUGUUUUAUUCUAUGCUCCGGAUGAAGGUUACCAUCCUCUACGAGAUGAAAUAGCCAAAUGGCUUACUUCAUUUUAUGCACCGCCUGAGCCCAUCUCAUCCGCGCGAUUAUGUAUCACAGGUGGAGCCAGUCAAAAUCUGGCCUGUGUUUUGCAGACAUUUACUGAUCCGUUAUAUACUCGCAAUGUCUGGAUGGUGGCACCAACAUAUUACUUAGCUUGCAGGAUUUUUGCAGACGCAGGAUUCGAUGGUCGAUUGAGAGCAGUCCCGGAAGAUGAGCAAGGCAUCGAUAUCAAGUAUCUGGAGCAAGCUCUUGAAGAAAGCGAAACGGCCGCUGUCGCCGAGGCUAACACAUCUCCGCGCAUCAAGCUACCCAAGCCAUGGAGAAAGAUCUACAAACAGGUCAUCUACGCAGUUCCUACCUUUGCAAACCCAUCAGGUCGAAUCAUGAGUCUAGAACGUCGUCAACAAUUGGUUCGACUGGCCAGAAGAUUCGAUGCCCUGAUUGUCACAGAUGACGUCUACGACAUGCUUCAAUGGCCAGCAACACCGACCCAAGGCUCCAUACAGCUGGACCGAGCCGUUCUCCCACGUGUCGUGGAUGUAGAUCGUCAACUCGACGGCGGACCUGCAGAUACUUUUGGGCACACGGUCUCCAAUGGCAGCUUCAGCAAGAUUAUCGGACCUGGGUGCCGCACUGGUUGGGCAGAGGGCACGGAGGCUUUCGCCUUUGGCCUUUCACAAACAGGAUCGAGUCGCUCAGGAGGCGCUCCAUCACAGUUGGUGGCAUCGUUCAUCUCCGAUAUGCUCGCAACCGAGACUCUGCAGAAACACAUUCUCCAGGAACUACAACCGGCCUAUGCUGAACGGUAUUACCGAAUCAUGGGUGCCAUCAAAAAGCACUUGUUACCUCUUGGCUUGACCAUGCCCCAGCCCAAUAAUCAAGUGGCAGGAGGUUAUUUCAUUUGGUUGUCCUUGCCGCCACCACUCGAUGCCACGACCAUAUGGAGACAUGCUCUGGAAGAUGAAGAUUUGACAAUAAUUUCAGGCCCAAAGUUCAAAGUCGAUGGUGAUGAAGAUAAUGAGUCAACCAAGUUCGAUAGAGAUUUUCGACUUUGCUUUGCAUGGGCCGAGGUUCCUUUAUUGGAAGAUGGUAUUGUUCGGCUCGCCCGUGUGAUCAAGGGCGAGCUCGACAAAUGA